AAAAAAAAAAAAAAACGUGGACAUUUCAAAUCCCUGUUCAGCAGCAGAGUUUUACAGCGCGCCACGAAUAGCCAAUCAUUCGUCUGAAGUCAUCUCAGCUUCUGUCCGACUUGUUUUGUUUGGAGCUCAGCGCGACACUGUGCGUAAAAAUACACCAGGCGCAGCGGCGGUGCCAUGGCAUCCGAGCAAAGUCCAAUCUGACGCGCAAGGAAUACAUGCGUUCUUUUUAAAAAACGCGGAUGUUUAUUUGCUGAGCAGAGAUGGCAGCUUUUUUGCCAAAACUGAUGAUGAGAAGUGCGUUGCUGGAUCGGUCCUUUCCUCUCCAUCGAGCGAGUUGCGCCAGGGAAGGAUGCUGAGCGGAUCGAAGCGGGGAGUUGUCUUCUACAGCUGCAAGACCACCAACACUUUGGACUCCAUCUCUCAAUCUCUUCAUCAAUUUUUCUAAAAUCAUGGAGAGCCUCAACGAGCUUCAAAACCCACUUCUCGACAAAACUGGCAGACACAACUACCAGGGUUACCAAUGCGACUACCCAAACCAGCCCUACCAGGACAGCCUGAUUGGCUACUACUACACAGGGACCAGCGGCACGCACAAGUCCCAACAGUUUCUGGACGCCACCUCUCUCCACAUUGCGGUGGAGGCCUUUUACAAGCCGAACUUAAUCAUGUACAAGGACGACGUUAGCCUCCACAGCAAGGACUCAAAGAGUGAGAGCUUUGAGACCACGUUCACGGAGAAUAAGGACGCUGUGACGGAUGCGAUUUCCGCAGAAAACACCGACCGAGUCGCACAAGGAGAAAAGGAUGUGAAGAUCCAGACUGUGUCGUAUGAAGUGGAGGAGGAUCAAGGUCCAGAGUAUGAGAGUGACAGCUCCAGCGAUAGUGAGAGUGAAGACAACUUCCUCACACUCCCCCCUCGUGACUACUUGGGCCUGGCGAUCUUCUCCAUGCUCUGCUGCUUCUGGCCCUUGGGCAUUGUCGCCUUUUGCUAUUCUCACAAGACUGGCAAGGCCAUUGCUAAGGGAGAUUUCUCCAGAGCAGGGAUGAGCUCCAGAAGAGCGCUAUUUCUGGCUGCUUUGUCCAUUACCAUCGGAACCGGGAUGUACGUGGGGGUGGUUGUUGCCCUUGUAGCUUACUUAUCCAAGCCUGGACAUGUAUAGCACUGGGGCUUGUUAUUCAGGUGGGGGGGGGAAGAAAAGAAAAAAAAAGGAAAUGUGGAUCUGUUAGCCUCUCAUGAACAUGUAUGUCUUGGGUUUUCUACUAAACAGACCACAGAGGAAGAAAACACACUUCAAGAAUGAACUGUGCAUGGGGUAAUAUAACUGUCAUAUCAAAGUGUAUGGAUAAAGAUUAAAUCAUGCACAAAUUAAUACUUUGUGUACAACUUUAGAAAAAAUAGGAAUACAACAUUAGUUUUGCGCUUAACAUGUCUGAUUUUGAAUAUAUUUGUCUUCAUUUUAAAUACAAAAAGUCUCCAGUUAACUGUCAAUAAAACAUCACAUAUACAUCAAGUUAAGAAACACAGAUGGUUCAAAUUGAGCAUGUGUGUUAAGGAUUAUUUAUUGAAAUAAAAAAAAUGUUUAGAAUAUGUUGAGAUGUUAUUCUAUAUCCCGGACGAGCCCCCAUCAAUGCUCUUCAGGUCUUCUCCAUCUUCAAAUAAAUUUGGUUAAUUUAACCUCUUGGAUUGUGCUUCUCUCUAGACAAAAAACACAGGGAGACGUCCUAAGAUGGGAAAUCAAGUCUCUAAUGUUUUUGACGCCAUAACAGGGAAGUCAUAUUGUUACCAUAACUCAGUCGAAAAUUGAAUUAAACAGAUAAUAGAACAAUCUCCAACUGCAUUUUUUCUCGCUGCAAGACUGCAACAGGCGAUUGUAUAAACAAUGCACCGGCUGAAUUUUUCAGACCCAAAAGUGGGUGCUCUCAUUAUCAAUGUCUAUUAACAGACAUAUACCCCGUUUUACACCUAAUAAGUGUAGUGGUAUGUCUGCUCCUUUAUUUUGGAUGUUUUUUUUUUUCACCCCUUCUGGGUCUGAAACAAUCCCCUGAUGCAUUGUUUACACAAUCAGCUGUUGUCACCUUGCAACAAGAAAAUGUGGCCUGAGAUCACUUAUGUUUUAUUCAGUUUUCAACUGCUGUGGUUACAAGAUAAUUUCCUCAUUUUGGGAUCAAUAACAUCCUAAAAGUUCUAUUCUUUUUUUUGUUUAAUUUAAAAACCUCAAUACACAGGUGCAAUUUGAACAAUCCGUUUCACGACUCGAUGUUUAUACUUGCAACGUAUUUUUGACAGUUAACAGGAGAAAAUUUCGUAUUCAGGACAAAGGAAAGUCGUAAUCAAAUCAAAUAAAUGGUAUUCAAAACAGAUUAAACAAAAAACUAAAUGUUGUCUCAUAUUUUUUUAGCAAAGUUGUGCAAAAAAUAUUAAUUUGUGCACAACUUUGUCUUUAAGCAUAAACUUCUUAUUGAGAGUUAUCUUACCCCAUACCUUUGACUCUUACCCAGAAGGAAUCUUUGUAUUUUUAUUUAUAUCAUUCCACCUGAAUGUUCUACUAUACAGGAGAAAAAAAAAAGACUGUUAAAUAAAAAGAAAAAAAUUCUUCAACACCAGAUCCUCAACAUGAAGAAACGGAACUCUGCAGCAAAAACCUACCUUUUACCACAUCAGUAAAUUGAACUUUAUUUAGCUUCAUGGUGAAUGGAUUAUCUGUGUCUAUGAAUCCAAACUGUGCAUUUUUCACCUUGUAAAUGAAUUUCCUGAAUAAUAGCAGGCAGUUUUGAGUCAUAAACUACUGAAGACGUAAAUUAGACAGUGAUCCGGUCAACGAGACGUGAGAAGAAGAAAAAAUACCAGGACAAAAGACUUCAAGAGGGUAGCUUCAAAGCUGCAGAGCAGUGGACCUGAGGGUUUUAAGUGUCUGUAGUGUACUGUACUUUUAUUCAAUAAAUAUGUUUGGCAUGAGAACUGA
Molecule: messenger RNA, 2963 nt
Organism: Oryzias melastigma (Indian medaka)
Lineage: Eukaryota; Metazoa; Chordata; Actinopteri; Beloniformes; Adrianichthyidae
Gene: syndig1l
Product: synapse differentiation inducing 1-like
Exons: 4
Coding region: 450-1160 (236 amino acids)
Cellular component (GO): intracellular membrane-bounded organelle; membrane
Source: RefSeq, a predicted model, not a curated record